AUGAUACCUUCGCCGAAAUUUGGAUAUGCUGAUAAGCUAGCUCAAGGUCGCAACCCCCAUUUCCCUUUCGACAGCCCAAUGGCCAAUACGAGUCCCACCGAUUAUAAGAAGCUCUUUCUGCAGGCACAAGAGGAUCAGAAACAAGAAUCAAAGAGACGUGAGCAGGCCGAAGAGCGAGAGAAGCAGGCCGAAGAGCGAGAGAAGAAGCAAACAGAGCGCAAUAGACGAACGACAUUCGCUGAACUCCUCCACUUCUGCCACAGCUUACUUUCCCGACCGUUGAAAUUCGAAACCCCGUCUCGCUCGACUACAGGAACUAUACCGCUUCCCACAGGAAAAUACUGUCCCACCCGACUAGCACCAUGGACCAAUUGUGCAGCUCGACAGCAGAAAAUAUACAGCUCUGUAUGCGACUAUCUCAAGCCGACCGAGGAAGGCCGAGCUGAAUUCUUUACCCCCCUGAUUGCGCUUGAGGAGGACGGUCGACGAUUGGGUCUCCGACCAAUUAACAGUGAGCAAGGCCUCGAGAACUAUGAGCGAACCGCCGUGGAAGAUCACGUCCGUGAUAUAAUUGCAGAACUAUGCAAAAUCGACGCUGCCCGAGACGAGUUUGCGCUUGGAGAUGGAAUCUGGUUUGACAAUCACACCAACUCAUUUGAUCCGCACCGCGCUCGCGACACAAAUGCAGACCAGCCAUCAGACAUACGCCACCCCCGACCUGAUCAGUUCUGUGUUCACCGAGUCGACGGAAGCACCGACACCCUCCUCACUUCGGUCGAGUACAAGCCGCCUCAUAAGCUCCCCGUCGAAGCCCUCCGGGUGGGGCUCAGGGAAAUGGACUUGUGGGAAUACCUGGUCAGAUCAAACAAAAUUCCGACGGACCAAGCCGAGAAAUUGAGAUACAACGCAGAGCGGCUCGUGUGCUCCGCUAUCGUCCAGGAAUACCAUGUGAUGAUUCAAGAGGGACUCGAGUACUCUUAUGUCACUAAUGGGGUCGCUCGUGUCCUUCUUCGUGUUCCAUACGAUGAUCCUAGCACAUUGUACUACUUCUUCUGUGACCCGAACAGCGAACAUAGUCUCUCAGAGCCGAACACGUCCGUCGCCAGGGUUUUGUGUCUGUGUUUGAUGGCGUUCAAUUCCCCUGUUCGUGGCCAUGAAUGGAGAAAUUCUGCACGGUCACGACUUCCUUUAUGGUCAACCAGUUUCGACCACGCUCGUUCUCAGAUACCCGAGGCAACCAUGCAGCAAAUUGCUCUGCACUCCGACAGUACCAACUCGGAAUACGUGAGUCCAGAACCGAGUUCAAAUUACGAACCAUCAUCGCCUCCGCUGGAAUCUCCAACAACGGGUCGCCGCGUGACCACGAGGUCUCGAGCCAGUUGUGUGCCCUCAGAUUCCCAACACCGGUUGCAGUCGCCAGAAUCAUCAGGGUCCGAUUCCAAUCAAGCGACCGGACGCAAACGGGGCUUCAGUCAGAUCACAUCCCCCCCUUCCGCUCAACGAGCGGCUCGUCAACGCGAAUCUAGACCGGAUCAAGGCGGCCAUUCUACACCUGCUGAUACACAAUUCUGCACCCAGCGAUGUUUAUCAGGGCUGCAGACAGGAGGUAUCCUAGACGACUGUUGCCCGAACGUGAAGCUACAUCGCGGUGCUCGAGAUUCCAUGAAACACGCCAUCACCCCGGCGGAUUUGAUGGAUUUACUCAAAGCGCAGCUGGACGAGAACAUUGACCGAUGCGUCCCUCUCGGAAACUGUGGAGCGUACGGUGCGCCGUUCAAACUCACCUGUGCUAAGUCCGGCUAUGUUGUUCUAGGAAAAGGGACCACGUCGGGUCUGUGGAAAGAAGUCUCCCGGGAGGCGCAGGUAUAUCAAAUUCUGCAAAAGGCCCAAGCAGCUGCAGUACCUGUUUUCCUGGGUACCAUUGACUUAGCAAAAAUUUAUUUUCUUCAUGGGGCCGGUGAUAUACGUCACAUGCUCAUCAUGGGUUGGGGAGGGGAGAGCACUGCAACGAUGGAGCAAACCCCAGAGCUUCUUGGGCACAUUCGCAAAUCGUUCAAGGAAAUCAAAGCCUUGGGGAUCGUCCACGGAGACCUUCGAUUUGAUAACGUCCUGUGGAACAACGAGCUUGGGAGGGCGUUAAUAAUUGACUUUCACCGAUAUACAUUGAAUAAGAAGUUAAAAGCAACGCGAGCACGAGCAAAGCGAUUGCCAGUCACGCCCGCACGAGUCACGUCAGGAGAUGGAAAGCGGCGACGUGUUCUAUGA
Messenger RNA from Penicillium salamii, 2265 nucleotides. NCBI's taxonomy places the organism in Eukaryota, Fungi, Ascomycota, Eurotiomycetes, Eurotiales, Aspergillaceae. The record is from the annotation of a GenBank genome assembly.